AUGACCUCCACCGAGCCGGACUAUUUACGUCUGAUCCUAACCUCCAAAGUCUACGAGGUCAUAAAAGAGACCCCACUAGUCCACGCAAAGAAUCUGUCGACGAAGUUGGGCAAUGAGAUCUGGCUGAAACGGGAGGAUCUUCAUGAUGUAUUUUCGUUCAAGAUUCGCGGUGCCUACAACUUCAUGGCCAGUCUCCCAGAUGAUGAGCGCUGGAAGGGCGUUAUAACUUGUAGUGCUGGCAACCACGCCCAGGGUGUCGCUCUCUCUGGAGCCCGUCUCAAUAUUCCUUGUACCAUCGUCAUGCCUGUUGGGACUCCUUCGAUAAAAGUCAAAAAUGUCAUCCGUCUUGGCGCAAAAGUUGUUUCUCAUGGUGUUGAUUUCGACGAAGCCAAGGAGGAAUGUGCUCGGCUCGCAGCUGCCCAUGGCCUCACUUUUGUCCCCCCUUAUGACGAUCCUUUAGUUAUCGCUGGGCAAGGGACGAUUGGGAUGGAAAUCUUAAAGCAAAUGCCCAACGCUGAUUCCUUAGAUGGCGUGUUUGCCGCGGUUGGCGGUGGCGGCCUUGUCGCAGGCAUUGCUGAAUACGUCAAGCGCAUCGGAAAUCCAAAAACACAGGUCUGGGGUUGCGAGACAAUCGAUGCUGAUGCAAUGGCUCGAAGUCUCGAAAAGGGCGAACGCGUUACCCUCCCCGAAGUUGGUCCGUUUGCAGACGGCACUGCCGUCAAACUCGUGGGCGAAGAGCCAUUUCGGAUAUGUCAAAAGCUAUUGGAUGGCGUCGUAGAGGUCGAUAACGAUGAACUCUGCGCCGCAAUCAAGGACAUAUUCGAUGAAACACGGUCCAUAACGGAACCGUCUGGUGCCUUGUCACUAGCAGGGCUCAAGCAUCAUAUCAUACAAAGCAAUCUUAUUGGUGCAAACAAGAAGUUUGUAGCCGUUGUGAGCGGCGCAAACAUGAACUUUGACCGUCUACGUUUUGUGGCGGAGCGUGCAGAACUCGGAGAAGGCAGAGAAGCAUUACUGAGUGUUGACAUUCCUGAGCGACCAGGAACCUUUGUAGCAUUACACUCCGUCAUUCACCCUAGAUCUGUCACCGAAUUCAUCUACCGGUUCAACUCUAACAGCUCUCCCGAUAGAGCCCACGUUUUCAUGUCACUAAAACUAGAGACCAAUGAUCGUGCAACGGAGGUUGAGGCCUUACUAAAAGCACUGGCUGCAGAAGAUAUGGUCGGAUUCGACAUCAGCGACAACGAGAUGGCUAAAAGCCACGCUCGUUACAUGAUUGGGGGGUCACAAACAGUGUCGAAUGAACGUGUUCUCCGUUUCGAAUUUCCAGAGCGACCAGGGGCUCUCCGUAAAUUUCUUCUGGGACUGCGCCAAGAUUGGAACAUUUCCAUGUUCCACUAUAGGAAUCAUGGUGCCGAUUUAGGGAAAGUACUUGCGGGAGUGCAGGUCCCACCUGUAGACUCUGAGGCAUUUGAACGCUUUCUCGUCCAGUUGGGGUAUCCGUAUGUCGAGGAGACGGAUAACCCCAUUUAUAAGCGCUAUCUACGAGGCUCUUGA
This is a messenger RNA of Mycena indigotica, 1557 nucleotides long. RefSeq names its product Threonine dehydratase. The coding region runs from base 1 to 1557 and encodes 518 amino acids. Lineage: Eukaryota; Fungi; Basidiomycota; Agaricomycetes; Agaricales; Mycenaceae. Gene Ontology annotation, molecular function: threonine deaminase activity; pyridoxal phosphate binding. Gene Ontology annotation, biological process: L-threonine catabolic process. The transcript has 6 exons. The record is from RefSeq and is a predicted model, not a curated record.